This is a messenger RNA of Danio rerio (zebrafish), 6190 nucleotides long. Lineage: Eukaryota; Metazoa; Chordata; Actinopteri; Cypriniformes; Danionidae. The record is from RefSeq and is a predicted model, not a curated record.
UGAAUCCACACUCACUGGGGUUUGUCAUUCAUCCACCGACACUCGUAUCUGAUCGGACUAAACGUGGCCUCAUGAUUCCCCUCGGAGCCUUUUACCCCUUUCUCUCAUCUCCCACCCACAGAUUUGACAGAGUGGAUUGUUGAUAAAUCAUUACAUGGAAGACGGUGGUCUCGGGAUGGACGCGGAGCUGGGUGCUGACAGCGCCCGCAGAAAGAUGGAGGCGGCGGGCGAGGCGCUGGAGAUCGUGCCGCUGGAAAUGUAUGAUUCAGCCCGAGCCAAAAUAGCGGCUAAUCUGCGGUGGCUGUUCGCCAAAGCCUUCGGUAUCGAUCACAUCCCAGAGGACCUGCGGGACCCUUUCUACAGAGACCAGUAUGAGCAGGAGCACAUUAAGCCUCCAGUGAUCCGGUUACUGCUGUCCUGUGAGCUGUACUGUCGCGUAUGUGCCCUCAUUCUCAAAGGAGACCAGGUGGCCUCUCUGCAGUCCCACCAGUCCGUCAUCCAGGCCCUGUCUCGCAAAGGCAUCUAUGUCAUGGAGGAUGAUGACACGCCGGUGACAGACUCCGAUCUAACCUGUCAGCCAAUCAAAAUGAGUUCCCACAUCCCCAUGAUUGAUGCUUUGAUGAUGGCCUACACCGUGGAGAUGAUCAGCAUUGAGAAGGUCGUGUCCUGCGUGAAGCGUUUCUCCACAUUCAGUGCCUCCAAGGAGCUUCCCUUUGACCUCGAGGAUGCAAUGAUCUUCUGGAUCAACAAGGUGAACUUGAAAAUGAGGGAGAUCACAGAGAAAGAGCACAAAUCAAAACAGCAUCUGCUGGAAUCUCCAAGUCAUCAGAAGUCUCCCUCAAAAUGGUAUUGGAAACUAGUACCUGUACGGUAUCGGCGAGAUCACGCUUCAGGUCGACAGCUUCCCUAUUUCCAGAUGCUGGAAGACCUGAUUAGAGACGUGUGUGACGGUGCUGCAUUGCUGACCGUGGUCCAUUACUACUGCCCUGAACUGAUGAAGCUUGACGAUAUCUGCUUGAAAGAGGUGACCUCAAUAGCAGACAGCCUUUAUAAUAUCCAGCUGCUGAAAGAGUUUGCCAAUGAGUACCUUAACAAAAGCUUCUAUUUGACUCUUGAAGACCUGUUAUAUGCACCACCUGUGCUCAAGCACAAUGUCAUGGUAUUUAUAGCGGAGCUCUUCUGGUGGUUUGAGAUCGUCAAGCCUGAGUUUGUCCAGCCGAGAGAUGUUCAAGAGUUCAAAGAUGCAAGAGCAGUGAGCCAGCCCAAGAGUGCCAGGCCUACUGUGCCCAUUUCCAACGCCACAAAACGAAGCUUCCUGGUGUCUCCGGGUGCGGCUGAUCCAGUGCUUCCUGUUCAGAACAGCCCGGAAGUUUGUAACAGGUACUUCCUGCACCCUGAAGAAUCUGAGCCUCUUAACAAGGGGAGUUCUGGCUUCAGCCCCUCACAUCCACUUCUGCCACUGAGACAAAGACAGAAGAAAGCUCAGCCAGCAGAGGAAAGCACGGCUUGUCGAAAUCGAUCUAAUUCAUUGACGCAAGAAGGUCAUCCCAGAGGAUCUGUGGCUUGGUCAGAUAAACGGCAGCGGCCACUGUCUCAGCUGAAUCGGUAUGUUCUUCACUCUGCUACGGACAGUGAUGCAGACUUGGCCUCAGGCGACAGCGUUAGUCUGACUUGCUCUAUCAGUGAGGACAGCCUGGCCUCCACGGUCACACCCAAGCAUCAGAGCCAUCCAGGUCAAGGGAGUGUUAGACGGAUCAAUGGUCAUAGUCUACUUGGCAACGUUAACAUGGAUGAGGAGGAAGAGCUGGUAGCCAUUGCCAGGGCCGAUCCUUCCAAGAAUGACAUAACACUGACAAACUCUGAGGAUACAGAGCGACAGGGUGUUACCCCUGGUGCUAAAAGCAUUUGGGGAAGACAAGAGGAUGCAUCUUCAGAUUCCCGAACAGCCAGUUUCUUCCUGGAACCUCUGAUGCCUGCGGUUCUUAGGCCAGCCAAAGAAAAAUCUAUAAGUUUAAAUAAGGAAGAAGAAUCUGGAGAGGGACGGCAGAGAGGGUCAACUCGGAGAGUGGCUGGAGCAGAAAGUGCUGCUUCAUCUACACGACGGAGACCUCCACAAACUCUCAACCGAACUUUUACCCCUAACACCAGCUCUGAGUUUGAGACCACUAUUGAGCCUAAAUCAAGUGAAUUUGUGCCUCCAGCCCCUGGGCAAAUGCAAGCUUUCAGACCACUGGUGACAAGUAGCGUUGAGCCAUCUUCUGCUGAGCGGUCACCUGGGUUUUACCUUCAUUCUUCGGUCACUGAGGAAAAGAGGCCUGUCCAAGCGUGGGACGCCCAUCCAGGGACAUCUGAUAUAGAGACAGUGGAAACUAUUGAAGAGCAGGAUGCAGAACUCACCAAAGAGCUCCACCCAGACAAGAAGCAGCAUUUUGAGGAGGAAGUAGAGUCUGCCAAACUGCGGGAGGACAUGAAUGUGAAGGAGCAUGAGGAUAAGGAUGGUGGGAGCAGGUGCUCUAGCCCUGGCCAGCAAUCCCAGGUCAGCAGUGUAGCUAGUGGGAGUAUACGAAUGACCAGCUUUGCAGAACGAAAAAUGCAGAGGUUUGGUAGUAAUCAAGAUAUCCGCUCAAGCACAAGCAGCUCACAGCGGACUACACCAGACGGCUCAGAGAGUUGCCCCCUUCCUCUGACCUCAUGGAGGAUGAAGAGAGACCAGAGUCCCACACCACAGAACAAGGACAAUGCCAACAUGCUGGCAUCGGAACUUGUUCAACUCCACAUGCAACUUGAAGAAAAGAGACGUGCAAUUGAAUCCCAAAAGAAGAAGAUGGAAAUCUUGACAGCAAGACAGCGGCUUAAGCUUGGGAAAGCAGCCUUCCUGCACAUAGUCAAGAAAGGCAAGAGUGACACUCUCCCGCAGCCUACCAAGUCUGAGUUCUACUUGAAAGAGGGCCAAAAACUCAAUGAAGAAAAGGAGGUGUCAUCAAAAGAUGAUACCUGCGUUGAUGCCUUGAGAGACCGGUCAAAAGAGGCUGAAGAGCCAGAGAAGGCAUCUUGCGAGUGGGCAGGUGGUGGGACUGUGUCUUCUAGUCCCUUGGAUGUGGAGGAGGAGGUAGAUCUUAAUGAAUGCAAUCGCUCUAUUGAAUUACUAAAUGAGGCCAUAGGAAGCAUUCAGCAACAGAUGAUGCAGCUUUCUCUUCAGCAGGAAAUGCUCAUGAAGCAGAAUAUUCAAUCGCCAACAAGUGCUACUUCACCACUUGCCAAUGACCAGAUCAACACAUCUGAACCAAGGGUCAGAGCUUCAAUACAUUUUGUUGAACCAAGUGGCAGCCCUGUUGUGCGAAAGCCACCCAAGCUAAGCUCAGCACGGCCACGCUCCAAACCUUCAGAGCUGUUGCUAGGUAAGGAGCAUAGUAAGGGUCAGAAGAGCUCCACUCCUACACCUACUGAUAGCCCUUCUGCAAGGUCCAUUCAAGGGGGCAGGACCCCCAAAGCAGAGUCUCAGGACUUUGUGCAAAGCUCUGUAAGAUCGGAAUCAUUCAACAAAGAUAAAGGGAAUCACAAAGGCACUACAUUCCACCUUAAUGAUGAAGCUAAUAUGAGGAUGGUCUCAAGGGAACCCAGUUCUGUGGCACUUGGAGUCACUUUUGAAGAAUCCAUGUCCUUGAGGGAUACAGAGACUACUUUUGAUGAUGGCACUGCAAGGGAUAACCUUAUAUCCUCAGAGGAUAUUUCUAGAGGAAAAGCCAAUCUUAUUGAAGUUGACUUGUCUGAUUUGGCUGCCAAUACAGAUGAUGAAAGCACCAAUGCAUUGGAUGUCACCGCUGAUGGAAGUGAUGGGGAAAAGAAGUCUGGCAUGGGCUUCUUUUUUAAGGAUGAGCAAAAAGCAGAGGAUGAAUUGGCCAAAAAGCGAGCCGCAUUUCUCCUGAAACAACAGAGGAAGGCCGAGGAGGCUCGACUCCGCAAGCAACAACUGGAGGCUGAAAGUGAGCAGAAAAGAGAUGAAACCAGGAGGAAAGCUGAAGAGGAAAGAAUCAGAAAAGAGGAGGAGAAGGCCAGGAGAGAGUUGAUAAAGCAAGAGUACCUUAGGAAGAAACAGCUGGAGCUGUGUGAAGAGCAAGAACAGCCUCAGCCCAAACCCAAGACCAAGCCCAAAAAACAAAGGCUGAAGUCUGUGGUGAAGGAGGAACCCUCCAUUGAUCCUCUUCCCAAGUGCCCUGCUGCCAAUGAGAAUCUCAUCAGUGCCCAGUCUGGCUCUAGUCUAUCACUGGCUUCUGUGGCCACCACUGAACCAGACAGUGUCAACUCAGGAGGGGCGGGAUCUCAGCGAGGAGAAUCAGUCGAGUCAUUUCCAGGUCUCAGUCGCAAUUCCAGUCGGACUACAGAGAGAGACUGGGACAACGGCUCCACCGCGUCUUCCAUUACAUCAACAUCCAUGGCGGAAUACACGGGACCCAAACUUUUCAAGGAACCAAGUGCGAAGUCCAACAAGCCGAUAAUCCACAACGCCAUUUCUCAUUGCUGCUUAGCAGGGAAAGUCAACGAACCGCAGAAGAACUCCAUUCUUGAGGAGCUGGAGAGGUGUGAAUCCAACCACUUGAUGAUUCUCUUCCGGGACAGCGGCUGCCAAUUCAGAGCCCUUUACUCAUACUUCCCUGACACAGAGGAGAUCCACAAGCUCACCGGCACCGGGCCCAAGAGCAUCACUAAAAAGAUGAUCGACAAACUCUAUAAGUACAGCUCGGACCGCAAGCAGUUCACUGUAAUCCCCGCCAAGACUGUGUCUGUGAGUGUAGAUGCGCUGACUAUCCAUAACCACCUGUGGCAAGCUAAAAGACCCGCAGGGCCAAAAAAGAGCGCAAAGUGAAGUCAGAUGACACUAUUUUUUUUCCAUCGAGGUCAGUAGUCACUUUGAAUGGAAGAGGUUCGCUGGACAAACAGGCAUGAGUUAUCAUGCACUUCAUUUGAAUGUGUUUUGGGUUGAAGUAGUACCCACAAUCCUGUGGUGUUUUUACAUGAAUCACUCUUUUGUUACUUGAAGUAUUUAUUAGUUUGGCACUGAUUAGCUCGUUUAAACGAAGCGCUUCCCCCAUGAUUGUUUGCCUUUUUUUUUACUAUUAUCUACUUAACGUCUUUCAAAACAUGUCUGCUGCCUCCAAGGACUGCCGGAACUCGAAUUAAUGUACAAAACUUAGCUGACUUGCCUCUCAACCAAAUUUUUUUUGCCUCCAAAAACAUGCUGCUCCUUUGUUGUCGCCGGGAUAAUCCCGGGUCUGCAUACUUUUGGCCUUCAUGCGUUGUGGUACUGUCUGUUUAUUCAACUCUUUCAAAUAAGCGCCUCGGUUUUAACCCCCCCGCUUGAUGGUCUUUUUUGAUUGGGAAUCAAACAGACCUUGAUAAGUGUCAGAUGCAGUUUACUUCUCUUUCUCGGUAGCGGCCUCUUCCACUGGACAGUCUGUACUAUGGUGCACUUAUGAUCAUGUUUUAGUGCUUUUAUUAUCAUGCAAUGUAACCAUGUUGAUGUUGGCACUGGAGCUUUUUUUUUUUUUUUUUUCCCUCAUGCAGAAGAGCAGCAUGCUCUGUUAUGAAGAGUGUCGCUGUAAACGAUUUGAAUGACAGUAUUUAAUAUAUUCACAAUCGGUUACUUCCCUUGCAGUCGCUGUCUAAUUAUUUACCAAGGUUGAAAACAUUCCUCAGCGAAACAAGUCAACACUGCCGACGUCCUUUUGCGUGUAGACGCUCGAAAAAACACUCACAGAAGCCUCGUGUCUGGUGUCAAGAUCAAUUGAGUGUUGCACAUGCACUUUAUUUUUUUGCUCAUGACGGUGUAGAGGUUUAAAGGGCUUAACGAAACUGUUUUUACUCCUAAAGCUUCAGUAGAUUUGAAGGUACUCUGGUAGACACUGAGAAAUAAACACUAUUAACACCGGAAAAGAGCACACUGACAGCCCCUUACGUCUCUUAAACUACUGUUUCCAAACCAUAGGUGUUAGAAUUGUCAUUUUAAACUGCAUUUUUUUGUAUAUUAUGUGUGUUUUUAUAUAUUACCUAAAAGAUUGUAUUGAUGUUGAUCACUUUUUUUUUUUCUUUUUAAACACUACUCUUCGUUUUUUUUGGCCAUUUUGCUUCCUUUAUCUUACCAUUAUUUAUUUUAAGCAAGACUCUGAGAAUUAAUAAAUAUUUCAAGUCAAUA